AUGUUAUUGUGGUUAUAUAUAAUUAUUAUCUGGCAGAUGAAUAUAUUUUCAUGUGGUCAGUUUAAUAUAUAUAAUACUGAUGAUCGACAAGAUGGUUAUUGUCUCUUAUAUUAUGUAACUGACAGUAUGGUAAAAUAUUACGAACCAUAUAUACUUACUCAUCAGACAAUUUCAUAUUGUAUUCGAUCAACAACUGAAAAUAAUCUGAUAAGAGAAUUUGAUUUUCAUGAUACGAUUAAUAAUAAAAUGACUUUUAUUGAAUUAAGAAAGAACAACAUUACUAGCGAAAUGUUACUAUAUUGGUCAGCUACUUUCGAUUUGGCGGAGCGAUAUGAAAUAUUUUUGGAUAAUCUAUUAAUGAAUACAUCAUCUGAAAAUGAAGUAUUAUUAUACAACUGUACACCACCAUGGUUUGGACCUUUUUGUAACGUUGCAUUUGAUAUAGAUUCUGAUUUACCGUUGCAUACUAUCAUUAUGCUCAACGUUGGGUUGAAAAUUCAAGUACAUAACAAUAGACAAGUCACAUGUUAUAUACAUCUUAAAUGUGAUAGAUCACUCUGUUUAGACUGGCGUGAAAUUUGCGAUGGUAAAAUUGAUUGUUCAGAUGGAUCUGAUGAGUAUAAUUGUUGGCAAUUAAAAAUAAAUGAAUGUGCUGCAAAUGAAUAUCGAUGCCAUAAUGGUCAAUGCAUUUCUUCAGAAUUUCUUCAUGAUAUUAUACUCAAUCCUGAUUGUUUAGAUCGUUCAGAUGAAGGUACAGGUCGUACACAUCCAUCACCUUGUUCCCGAGAUCCUGCUUUUCGAUGUGAAGAACAUACAUGUCGACCAGGUGGUGAAGAAAAUUUUCCAUGUGGUGAUGGGCAAUGUACAGCACGAACAGCAAUAUGUCAAAAUGGUCGUGAUAGUAUUUUCCUUGACAAUCUUUGUGCACAUUUUAUAGCUUGUUUAACUUACUUCGCACACGAAUCAAUUGAUCCUAAAAGUUGUAAAAAAAUAUGUGCUAAUGGUACUUGUAUCAAAGAUAAUUGUCCUGAUCUAUAUCAAUUUCCUUCUGAACCAGCUUUAUUUGGGCAUGUACGUUUAUUAUAUCAAAAUAAAGAAGUUAAUACAUCGGAAUUUCUCUUGCCACAAUAUGUUUGUCAUAAUGAACAAUUAUGUAAAGAUUUUCUUCCAGCUACAAUAUAUAUUAAUGGUAUAUCUUGUCGUUAUAUUUAUGAAAUAGAACUAAGAAAUGAUCGUACAACUUAUAGAUUACAAUCAUUUCUAGAAGAUAUUCAGCAACUAUUUCGUGGAUGUUUAACAUUACCUAAUGAAUUAUUUUAUUGUAAUCGUUCAACAAUGUAUCAAUGUUAUAAUUCAAGUAAAUACAUUUCAAAACAUCAACUUGUUGAUCAUAUUCAAGAUUGCCCAUUUAAUGAUGAUGAAACGUAUAAUGAAAGUUGUUCACUUGUCGAUAUUCAUCAUCGCUUUCCAUGUUUUAUGAAUGAUAAAGCAAUUUGUUUGGCAGCAAUAACUAUUCUAGAUCGAAAACCAGAUUGUACUAGUGGAACGGACGAACUUUCAAAGGAAUUUGAUGAAACUGUAACUCAUAUUCAUUUUCCAACAAUAUGUGAUGGAAGAAAAGAGUUAAGAUCGAUUUUAAGUGAUGAACAAAAUGAAACUGAUGAAACCGAAUGUCAAUAUUGGCCAUGUAAUAAUACAUAUAGUAGAUGUAAUGGACAUAGGUUAUGUAGAAAUGGAGCUGAUGAAAUGAAUUGUCCAUCAUCGAUGUGUUCUCAAUUUGAACAAAGCUGUAUUUAUAUCAAUGAUACAUCAAAAGUAUCAUGUUUAUCAAUAAAUCGAGUUGGUAAUAAUAUCACUGAUUGUAUUGGUUCACCAGAUGAAGAAAAUCAAUGUUGGAAAACUACACAAUAUAGUGCUUCGUAUAAUUUUCGCUGUUGGAAUGAUACAAAAUGUGUUAAUCAAAAUCAACUUUGUAAUAAUGUAAAAGAUUGUCCAUUUGGUGACGAUGAAAUAUUAUGUGAGAAUUAUAGAUAUUCGACGUCUUCAUUAUGUGAUGCAAUUGAAGCAUCGAAUAGAACAGAUAUUGAAAAUUACUUUUGUAAUUUUUUUAAAUCAACUAUCCUACCACGUCAAGUCUAUUUUACAUUAAAAAAUAUGCCAACUUAUUCAUUUCAACAAAUAAGCAAUACUGUUACAAAAAGAUCAUUAAUUCAAUCGAAAAUUUUACCAAUUGACACUCCAUUUAUAGAAUUAGAUUGGAGAUGUAAUCGGGGUUUACGUAUAAAAAUUCGAUUAAAUUCUACCACAUCAAAAUUAUCCUGUCUUUGCUCACUGAGUUAUUAUGGAGAUAAAUGUCAAUAUCAAAAUGAACGAGUAAGUCUUACACUUGCAAUAAGAAUGACAUCAGAUUGGCAAAAUCUUUUAAUUUUUAUAAUAACAUUAAUUGAUAAUGAUGGAAUUAUUCAAUCAUAUGAUUAUAUUGAAUAUCUUUCAGUUCGAGAUUGUAAUAUUAAAUUUAAUAUCUAUUUACUCUAUUUAAAUCAAACAAAAAAUCUUUCAAAAAAUUAUGCUGUACAAAUAAAUGCAUUCAAUAAAUUAACAUUAAAUUAUCGAGCUACUUGGAUCUUUCCUAUUCAAUUUCUCUUUCUACCUGUAUAUCGACUAGCGAUUUUACUUACUGUUCCUUUUAAUGAUAUUCAACCAAAUGAAAAAUGUUCAUUGCCAUGUCUUCAUGGGAAAUGCUAUCAUUAUAUUAACAAUAAAAAUUUAACAUUUUGUCGAUGUAAACCUGGUUGGUCUGUUAUUGAAUGUAAUAUAAAAUAUACUUGUACAUGUGCAUUGAAUUCCUUAUGUUUUGCACAUAAUAUUUGUGUAUGUCCUAUUGAUCAAUAUGGUAAACGAUGUUAUUUUAAACAAUCUAUUUGUCAUUCAAAUAUAUGUAUGAAUGAUGGACGCUGUAUUUCGAGUGAUAAACGAUAUAUAUCAGAACGUGUAAAAACUCAAAUAUGUAUAUGUAAACAAGGAUAUUUUGGAGAAUUUUGUGAACAAGAACAAAUACAAAAUCGAAUUGAAAUAACAUUUCAUCAUUCAUUAAUUAUUCCAACAUCAUUAUUUAUACAUUUUAUAACAAUAAAUAAUAAUACAGAACAUACACGAAUGAGUAUAAUGAAAAAAAUUUCAUUUGAUCAAAAUUCUUUAAUAUUCUCUACAUCAAAUAUAUUUAAUAUAGUCUUUGCUGAAAUGUUUAAAAAUUAUUAUUUAAUUAUUUUACAAGAACAAACAAUUACAUCUGCUAAUAUAUUAACUGAAAUAAAUCCAUUAUAUCGAUGUUUAUCACUUGAUGAAUUAUUUAAUAAAACGUUUAUUAAUCAACAUUUAUUAAAACGUAUUAAAUAUUAUCAUAUACCAUGUCAAGAACAAAUUAAUUUAAUAUGUUUUUAUGAUUCAAAUCAUAUUUGUUUAUGUGAUCUAGCACGACAAACAAAUUGUUUUGAAUUUGAUCAUAAUGUAACAUAUGAUUGUCGAGGAUACAAUUUAUGUGAAAAUGAUGGUAAAUGUUUUCAAGAUAAACAAACAUGUCCAACAUCAGCAUUUUGUUCAUGUCCAGAAUGUUAUUAUGGAUCUCGAUGUCAAUUUUCUACACAACAAUUAAUUUUAUCAUUAGAUUUUAUAUUAGGUUAUCGAAUUCAUCAACAUGUUAACAUUAAUCAACAACCAAUUAUUGUUAAAUUUGCUAUUAUAUUAGCGACAAUUAUUUUAUUUACCGGUAUUAUUAAUAAUGUUUUCUCCUAUUUAACUUUUAUUAAAGGAGAAACACGAAAUGUAGGUUGCGGAAUUUAUUUAUUUGUAACAUCCAUUAUAUCAUUAAUUAUAAUAACUAUAUUUAUUAUUAAAUUAACAAUAUUAGUUUUAUCUCAAAUGCAUUUAUUAAAUAAUCGUCUUUUUAUACAUAUACAAUGUGUGAUUACGGAUUUUCUUCUUCGAAGUCUACUAAGUAUAAGUGAUUGGCUUAGUGCUUGUGUAGCUAUUGAACGAGCUGUAACUAUUUUAAAGGGAGCUAAUUUUAAUAAAAAUCAAAGUAAACGAAUAGCUAAACAAGUUAUAUUAUUUGUUUGUAUUCUAACUUUUUUAACUUAUAUACAUGAUCCAAUACAUCGGCAUCUUAUUGAUGAUGAAGAAGAACAACGGACAUGGUGUGUUAUUAAAUAUCCAUCGUCUUUGCAAAUAUAUGAUUGGAUACUUAAUGUAUUUCAUUUUUCUAUUCCACCUUUAAUUAAUUGUAUUUCAGCAUUAAUUAUUAUUAUUUAUGCUACUCGUACUCGUUCGAAAGCUCAAAAAAAAUUAUUAUAUAGACAAAUUUUACGCGAACAAUUUCAACAUCAUAAACAUUUACUUAUUUCACCAUGUAUUCUUAUUAUAUUAGCUCUUCCUCGUUUAAUUCUAUCAUGUUUAUCGGGUUGUAUUAAAUUAGCUCGUGAUUCUUGGCUUUAUUUAAUUAUUUAUUUUAUUUCAUUAAUUCCACCGAUGAUGACUUUUAUUGUAUUUGUUUUACCAUCAAAUAUGUAUAAAAAAGAAUUCACUGAUUCAGUCAAACGUUUUUGGCAAUAA
Messenger RNA from Adineta steineri, 4608 nucleotides. The record is from the annotation of a GenBank genome assembly. Lineage: Eukaryota; Metazoa; Rotifera; Eurotatoria; Adinetida; Adinetidae.